AUGAGCAAGGCUAAAAAGGAGAAGAAGCUACAGCUGGAAAAGGAGCGUGCUGCAAGAGAAGAAGAUGAGAAAAGACGAGAUGAUUACCGAGACGACCGCGGUAGCCGCGAUAGAGAACGCGAAAGGGACAGGGAUCGCAAAGAACGUCAUGGAAGAAGAGAUCGUAGCAGAGGCAAAAGGAAACAGGUUAUUCGUCGUGCCUCGUCAUCAAGGGUACCUGUUGUAAAGAAGGAUUGGAUAUCUUGUGUCGCGAUGCUAGAGGCUGACUUAGCCAGAGCGACAGCUGAUUUGGAAAUCGCCAGGCGUGAGAUUGAGGAACUGAGUGCGGAGCGCCCACCACCGUGUUUAAAGUGUGCCGUACUUCAGAAAAAUUAUGAGGAGUGCCAAGUGCACUUUAGAAUAUUAGUUGCCAAAAAUAGGCGUGAGACGGAGGCCGCUGAAAAGACCAGAAUUGUGGAACGUAGGAGGAACAUGAAUUUGAAUAAGGAAGUUCUCGAGUUUAACGAAGAUCUGCAUAACGUUAGGCGUCUAUUCUUGUACAACGAAGAGCUUGUACGUCAACCUCAAACACUACUGGAGAAGGCUCUAUGGGAAGAGAUCGUAUUAUCAAAAGCCAUCGACGAGGCCUUUGUGGCGAGAUGGCGGCGCGAACGGCGGCAGAGUGCGAAAACAACAGGGCGAGGGAGCGCGCGGCUGGCUGAGGCGCCAGCUGGCGAGCGUGUAUCGACCGCCACAAGCGCGCUCCGACUGUUGCCGCCGUUCCGACGCUUCUGUGCUUCGCCUACACGAAUCGUUUUAGCUCUUAAAUGUCUAUUAUACCGGACGAGUGGGAUGCGAGGUCGAAGUGUCGUUUAUCGAUCCGAUGCCGAGAGACGCCAUAGCAUCGCUGAGGCCUGGCAAAGGAUCGAACAACGAAUGAAUGCUAUGGGAUACACUUUUGAAUUGCCUCAAUUGAAGAAGAAAUGGAAGCAGUUGAAGGAUCAGUUUGUCCGCGAGAACAAAAUGUUCGAAGAUCACAACUCAAAAUGGCAGUUUUAUGAAGAAAUGAGCUUUCUCAAUCAGAAUGAAAAUUUGUGCAACUAUGAGCGGAGGUCUUGCAGCUCUGCAGAUUAUUUGUCCAAUGGAGAUCUCUCAUUACAAAUGAACAAAACCAGCGAUAAUGGAGAACCGCUUUUCGAGCCAAGAGCGGGUGUUAUCGAGGAGGAAGGUACAUCCCGAAGUACAGAAGUGAAAUCUGAGGUUUUGGAUCCCGAAGUUGAUGUCACUAACCUCUUUGGACAAGAACGAGGAGCAAUGGUAUCAUCGAGUGGGAUCGUUCUGUCUGAAACAGUGGUGGACGAAUUGCUCAGAAUGGUGUUGUCACGCAAAGAUACGCUGCUCAAUGAUAGCUGUGAUGAGAAACAGAAAGCAAGAGCUUGGAAAGAAGUACAUGAAUUCAUUCGAGCAAUUACGAAAGUUACGCCAUCGGUGGAGGAGUUGAAGGAAUUGUUUCGUAGAAAGCAGGUCUACAUCAAUGACAUAGUGUCGCAACACGGAAAGACCGACAUCUUCUCAGUGCACGGAUUCGCUCGGUAUAUACAGAGCAUUGUGAGCAAGUGUCUACCCGAAGAAAAGUUUUCUGCACGAGAAAGGGAACUUGGGACGUACAUACUGCGUAAAACUCUGUCUCCAAAUGAGUAUGCGCCAUCUUCGAGGAAAAGACCGAGGCCAGGCGACUCAACGGAACGUCCACAGGAAAAUGGCGUUUGUCGCGAAUGCGGUUCCAGAAAUGCUACGCGGCAGUCCUGUCCUUGCACCAUUGAUAAUGAAUGUUUGAAGACGUCUCUGCAAGAAAUGCUGAAGGCCCAAAAAGCCUAUUUUGUGGUGGCGAAAGAAGUUCAACGAGAGCAACUACGGGUACUUUCGUCAUUGGGAAGUGUCUUAGAACGGGUGGCAGACAAACUGCCUUCUUUUGAUUUUACAUGCAAGUAAACAUAUCUGUGUCCUAUAUCUCACUAAUUCAGUCAUCUCAUUUUGCCAAGGCUAAGUAUUUGCGUUUUACGUAUAAAGCAUUCCAUCAUGACUAAAAGAGUAGAACCCAGCAGAGCUUGUGCCUG
Messenger RNA from Cylicocyclus nassatus, 2096 nucleotides. The record is from the annotation of a GenBank genome assembly. Lineage: Eukaryota; Metazoa; Nematoda; Chromadorea; Rhabditida; Strongylidae.